Mercenaria mercenaria is the source of this 3730-nucleotide messenger RNA. Its product is annotated as UDP-GalNAc:beta-1,3-N-acetylgalactosaminyltransferase 1-like. The transcript has 2 exons. The record is from RefSeq and is a predicted model, not a curated record. Lineage: Eukaryota; Metazoa; Mollusca; Bivalvia; Venerida; Veneridae. Bases 210 to 1247 code for a protein of 345 amino acids. Gene Ontology annotation, cellular component: membrane. Gene Ontology annotation, molecular function: hexosyltransferase activity.
UGUAUAGUAUAGACUGUGUAAAAUUUGAAUUUUACACUUGUUAAGGUCUAUUACAGAAGAAUAAAACACAAACAAAUUGUAAUGUAAUCCUGUUAUUACACUUAAAUAUAAAAGUGCAUCCAACUGGAAUUUUACACAAGUCUGGAUAGAACGGUCCCGAGAAGUUCGCUGAAAUCGGAAUUCACUGAUUGGAUUUAAAGAUCAAAGAGAUGGCACGGCAGUGGAGAUUAGUGUCUUUAAAAAGUUCACUGAAUAUUCGAAGAUGGAAAUCAUCAUCUUUGAUUGCAGCAAUUUCUAUUAUUCUGUUGUUCUCGACGAGUAUAUAUAGAAUUGCUGACAGUGUUCUCGACCGAAUAGCAUAUCCUUACAAUAUGUACCAAGGCUAUCCAUUAUCCAUUUACGACAAUCCCUAUAACAUUAUCACAAACAAUACAUGUUUGGAUAAUUCGAGAAUCAACAUGAUAGUCGUUAUUCAUUCUAAAGUAACAAAUUUUGUGAAACGUGCAUCAAUAAGACAAUCAUGGGCCAAUAAACAUCUGCUAUCCGGGUACGGCGUGAAAGUUGUUUUCGUCUUGGGUCUGCCUUACAAUAACGAUAUACAAGCUCUUGUCCAUCAAGAGUCUUUGUACUAUAACGAUAUUAUACAGGGAACAGUAUAUGAUUCAUACCAAAAUAUAACUCACAAAGCUGUUUUGUGGAUGAGAUGGGUGAAGGAAUAUUGUCCAAACGCGCCUUACGUUCUCAAACUUGAUGAUGACGUUUUUGUCAACGUGUUUUCGUUAUACAACCAUAUUUUACUAAACUAUAAGCAUACCUCAAUGAAAAUGUGGUGUGAAGUUAAGGAUGCUGGAAAACAGGCAAUUUCAAGACUGAGAGGGAAAAAGUGGAGAGUUGCUAGUCAUGAGUUGGUAGGUUUAAAAUACUACCUGCUAACAUUUUGUCGAGGAUAUUUUGUGAUAUUAUCACAAGAUAGUAUUGCGCCGAUGUACGAAACAGCAAAACGGACACCGUUCUUUUGGAUGGAUGACUAUUAUGUGUUUGGAAUUUUAGCAAAUGCUACAGGAGUGAAACAUUCUUCUCUAUCACAUUUCCUUAGCGACGAAAAUAAAGCUUUUCUAUGUUUUAAAUCGAGAACACAGUUAUGUCCAUUACUAGGCGCUUUGCUUGAAUCGUCAGAUUCAGAUUCUAUGAAGACACUUUGGAAACAGGCAAUUACCCAUGUAAAUAAUGAUUUUAGCUUAGAUUGAUACUUCACACACUUGUUCCCCGAGAAUGUAUGAUAUACAGUGCGCAGGUUCCUUCAAUCCAUUUCAUAUUUUUAUAAAGUUGUGCCUCUUUUUCGACUUAAGUUUUGUAUGUAAGCUGGUAAUUCAGUAACCUUUAAAUUUCGCACACCUAUAAACUUUCAGCGCCGUAGCCACACUGAGGCAAUUUGAGAAGCCGAAAAUAUAUCUCACACUGAUGAAAACUUGAGUUAUAAAAGUUAAAAAAAAGUAUAUCAGGUGAGGCAGAAAUCCUAGCUGUAUGCAAGAAUUCUCAAGGAAAAAUUCUGCUCUUUGGAUAGAUAGGAAGAGAAUUGGUAGAUGAAAUUUCUCCCAGAGAAAUGUCAGUUUAUUCACGGAAGCACCGACACGAGAAACAUAUAGUUAAAGAUCGUUCAUUGUCAUGUGUAACUUUCGGGAGGCUUUUUCUCCAUGGCAUUAAUUACGUUAAGCCGCAUGGGACAUUUACCACACGUGCAAUAUAGGACAGCUUGAACACGUUCACUGAAAAGGUGAUGAGGUUGGAUACUACUUGAAACAAAAAGCCUGAAAAACGAUGCUACGUUACCUGUGUAGGACCUUUGAUGUCAUACUUUAGCUCAUAGAAAUCAACCGAGGUUACCUCAUCGAACCUGUUUAUAGGGGUGCGUUUGUGUGUUUGUGAGUCUAAAGCGGUGCCCUUCUGUGUUCUUGUAUCUUACUUGUCCGUUUUUCUAUGUUAGUUGCGCUAUUGUGGUUUACGUUCAAAUGUAACUGUGACUAAGGAACGUAGCAUUCCGUUUGUAUAUUCAUCCUUGUUCUAAUUUCCCCUUCUAUUUCCUCCCCUAACCCCCAUCCCCUUUUUUACCCCUAACCACUUUCUCCCCCUCUUUCUAUAUUUGGCAUACAUUUAUAUCUACUUGUUAGAUUUUUGAAGCAACCCGUCUGUAAUAUUUUUCCAUCACGGCUUCUUUUUUUUUGUUGUGGGCCUUCUUUGUAAAUACGUGGCUCUGAGGCUAUGUUUUUGGUGCUCUGUGCUUCCGAGAAAUCUACCCUUACCUAUUUACUUUGGUACUGGUACAAAAUCCAGGAAUAACUGCCCGCCCUUACAUAACUGAAAUACUGUUGUAAAAAGGCGUACCCAAAACAAGAAAUAUAUUUGGUCUUCAUACAUGACCCACCGAACGAGUUACCCUCCUCUGGGUUAGGCGUAAAUGUGGGUGAUAUAUCGUGCAGCAAUGCCAUAUUGGCUGACGAUAUCUCACUUGUUGUAUCUUCACCAAAACAAUUACAAGUAAUGCUUAAUUGUUGGUUCAAGACUGGAGGUUUAAGUUUGAAAUAAAUCUCCAGAAGUCUUGCACAAUGGCCUUCUCAAAUAGAAGGUAUACACAGUCUGUCCAAGUUACAUACAAUCACGCUUAUUUAACACAAGCACAUAAAGCAACUUUGUUGAUUCGCCUUUGGGUUGGGUGUUACCAUCUGGAAGAUAAUUCGCAUAGUGUUUUUUUGCUAAGUAUACAACCCUAGAGUUAGAUAAUAUGUGAAAGUAUUGUAUCGCCGGUAGCUUUUUUAUUUGCGAUAUCAUCCUGUUUAUAUGCCUACCCAUAGAUACACUUCUUGGACAGAUAAGACGUUCUUACACAAUCUGACAGCAUUUGGUAUACAACCAGAUUUUCACAUCAAAAUUUAUCUAACCUUUAGCAAUGAUCAUUUGCUUCUGAAUAAAAAUACUCAACAUGCUUAAAAUGAAGCCUGUUAUUGGUGAUAAUAUAGAACAGUACCCAUAGCGAGUGGAAUAAAUCAUACCGCAUUUAGAAAAAGUAUCAGAAUAUCAUUUAUUGUUGAAGAGUAAAUACAAGAUCAGAAACACAUUUAUUUACAUGAGUUUAUGGUAAAUUUAGUAACGUGUCUAACAAUUUUAUUCGGUGUUUGUAUGUUGUGUAUUAAGGUAUAUAUAGCAAAUAAUGUUACCCUUCCUCCACCCCCGUCAUCCAUCCAAAUAAAAGAAAAAAAAAGUAUUGUCGAUAUUGAGUUUGUUCUAUGUCAGGAUAUUUUACUUGUUAUUGUAUAAAGAUGAUUUCCUAAAAUAAAACAAAAGUAGAUAAUAGUAAAUGAUAAUCAUGAACAAGAUUAACGUUUGUCCAUACAGUUUCUUAAACAAAUACAAAAUUGUACGGAUUUAAUACUCAGUAACGCUUAAAUGAAGAAAAUAAAUAUCCUUAUAACAAAAAUUUACUGCACGUACACACGUAAGACGGUAAUAAAAUAAUUAGCCAUAUGCAAUUUUACGCAUGUGUCGGCAAAGAUGACAAUGAAAUACAAUGUCCAGCAGUUAUAGAAUAAAACAAACCAAAAAUGUUGGUGUUGCACACGAAUAAAGGGCAUAACCUAAACAUUUGUGUUGCUUAUAUACACUCAUGGGCUUUAAUAACCAUUCAUCCGUAUAUGGCAUUUAUUUCAUUGUUGUGACUUGUAUUCAAAUUUUUCAG